Molecule: messenger RNA, 825 nt
Organism: Dovyalis caffra
Lineage: Eukaryota; Viridiplantae; Streptophyta; Magnoliopsida; Malpighiales; Salicaceae
Source: the annotation of a GenBank genome assembly
AUGGGAACGAGAACGAAUUUCUACAAAACCCCUUCGCUCUCUUACAAAAAAGACUUAAAUCUCUCUUCUGCUCUUCAGAACCUAAAAGCUUAUAAAAUCGCCACUGGUAAUGCUCCUUUAACUGAAGAAGAAGAAGAGCAACAACCUCACGGCGACAUCAAAAUUGCCCGCCGCAAACGACAACGUAUUCAGAAAAAUCCACAGCACACUAAGCACGGCAAUGAAAUUGAAGAGAAUGACGGACCGAUGUCUCACCUGGAUUACAUAAAUAAGAGAAGGAAAGAAGCUAGCUCAUCUAAUCCGUCUUAUGAAAAAUUAACUGCUGAUGUCCUAGUGGAUGAAAUUGAUUCUUCGGAAUCUGAAGAGGAGGAUCCCUCAGGUUCUGGUCAGGAUAGCUUGCAUUCUGGUCAUCCAAAUGAAGUUGAUCGAGUGAAGUCUAGAAGUGAGCAGCGGUAUCCCCUCCCAGGAGAGCCUGCUUGUGUGUUGUGUGGAAAAUAUGGAGAAUAUAUUUGCAAUGAGACCGAUGAUGAUAUCUGCAGCCUGGAAUGCAAAGCUGAACUUCUGCAAAGUCUCGAACUUGCUAAGGGUCCAGCAAGCAAUCUACAGCCUAAUGUCUCUUCAUCAGGAUUUAAAUGUGCUUUGCCAAUGCCAAAGCUUGGAGAGGACACGUGGGACUAUAAUCACCAUCGCUGGACCAAGAAGAGAUCUAGUCUUUGUACAUACGAAUGUUACCUUAUCAUGAAGGUGGCAGUGGAGAACUUUGAUUCCAUAUCCAGAGACCUGCGUGGGCUUUACAGAAGGUCUGUAAAAUGCAUUUUCUCUUAG